Molecule: messenger RNA, 1192 nt
Organism: Cyprinodon tularosa
Lineage: Eukaryota; Metazoa; Chordata; Actinopteri; Cyprinodontiformes; Cyprinodontidae
Product: claudin-10
Exons: 5
Coding region: 114-881 (255 amino acids)
Biological process (GO): cell adhesion; bicellular tight junction assembly
Cellular component (GO): bicellular tight junction; plasma membrane
Molecular function (GO): structural molecule activity
Source: RefSeq, a predicted model, not a curated record
AAAAAAGCCCAAUCUGUUACCACAACACCCAGCAGUAAUGACUCAGAGGGAGCCUUCUGCCACAGCUUCCACUCGAAGACGUUAUUUUUUCGUAAGGAGGAUCGGCACCAACCAUGGAAUAUCGGAUGGUGAUAAUGUACGUGGAGCUGGGCUGCUUUGUGUCCUGCCUGUGUGGCUGGAUCCUGGUGUGCUCUACUCUCCCCACAGAGUACUGGACCUUCUCUGAGGUGGGCAGCAUCGUCCUGACCACGGCCAACUACUACUCCAACCUGUGGAGAGACUGCAUCUCCGACACCACAGGGGUGUCUGACUGCAAAGACUACCCAUCCAUGCUGGACCUGCCUGUUUGGCUGCAUGCUCUCAGAGCACUUGCAAUCUGCUCAGUCAUUACAGGCUUCUUCGGAGGCGUCCUGACGCUCAUUGGAAUGAAAUGCACCAAAAUUGGGGGAACAGAGAUCAUCAACUCGAGGGUGACGUUUUCUGGAGGCGUAACAUUCUUAGCUUCAGGAUUUUGUGGGAUGAUUACAUAUUCGUGGUGGGCUAAUAGAGUCAUAUCGCAAUUUGUGGAUCCAAACUACAAGGCCCAGAAGUUUGAACUGGGUGCUGCUGUGUUCGUUGGCUGGGGAGGCUCCAUUCUUCUCAUCUGUGGGGCAGGUGUGCUCACUUUCUUCUCUGGGAAAGAGGGUCUCAUAUCAAGUUCAUCUAAAAGGCCUCAAAGGCCGGCUUCUUAUGACACUGUCCGUAGCAGACGGACGUACAUGCGGCCGCCAUCAUCAUCCAGGGUGACGAUAGUGCCGCCGCUGUAUUAUUCAGGCAGGAGUCAGACAAGCAGAGGGACAACAAGGACUCCUUUCAUUCAGAGUCGGGAUACCUUUGUAUGAGCUCAGAACUCAGUUUUAGAGUUUAAAGAGGAAAGUAUACCAAAAAAUCUGCCACGUUUGGUAAAAGACCAAAGAGACUUGUUAGUAAAACUGACAUAUUAAAGCAGAUAUUUUAUUAAUCUGUUAGUUUUGCCAAUAAAAUAGGUAGAGAUAUAAUUUUGAUUUCAUAAGAAUCCGUUGUCCAAACCAAGAACAGUUAAUAUAUUUAUUAUUUGGGGCCAAAAGGUAGAGUAACAAGAAAACUUUUUAUUUAAUGUAAAGCAACCUUUACUGAAACCCCUGUUUUUGUAAGAAACCGAACCCUUAAAUUA